CGUCACGUGUGUGCCGGUCAGCUGACAGUGAGAUCUGCAUAAAGACUCAUUACGCCGCACAGACGAGACCGAAAACACCCAAGAGAAGCAGUUCAUCAACCCAACAUGUUUCUCACGCUUCUGUUUAUCUCCACUGCGGUGGCAACUCCCCUGCUGGGUACGGAGCAGUGUGCCCGCGGAACCCCCUACUGGUGCCAGAACGUCAAGACUGCUUCACUUUGCGGGGCGGUUCAACACUGCCAACAGAAUGUAUGGAACAAGCCUCAGAUGAAAUCUGUGCCGUGUGAUCUGUGCAAAGAGGUGAUUGUGGUGGUGGAGCAGCUAUUGAAGGACAAUGGCACAGAGAUUGAAAUCCUUGGAUACAUGGAGAAGGCAUGUCAGCUGAUCCCUGAUGAGGGCCUAGCCGGACAGUGCCAGGAGGUUGUGGACAACUACUUUCCCGUUCUCAUGGGCAUCAUCAAAGGAGAGCUGAAUGACCCUGGUGUGGUGUGCGGUGCACUGGGCCUGUGUGUGUCCCAGCAGGCAGCUCUGGCCAAAGCUCAGCUCAUGUCUAAUGAGAUCCCUCAAGUGGACCUGACACAGCGUGUCAACCCCUUCCUGCUUAACAUCCCUCAGCUGCUCUACCCCAAAGAGAACGCCAAGGAGGAGACCCCCAAACAGAUGAGUGGAGACGUGUGUCAGGACUGCGUUACAUUCAUUACUGACACUCAGGAUCAGGCCAGAACCAACGCAUCAUUUGUCAACACUCUUCUGGCGCAGGUGGAGAACCAGUGCGAGCACCUGGGAUCUGGCAUGUCUGAUACAUGUAAGCAAUACAUCAGCCAGUACGGUCCCCUAGUCAUUCAACAGCUAAUGUCUAUGCAACCCAAGGACCUCUGCUUUCGUGCUGGUUUCUGCCCUACUGGACCCAAGACCGUGCGCAUGCAGGAGUUGGUGCCUGCCAAAUCCAUCCCUGCUGUCAAGAUGUUCCCCGCAACUAAACUUGAAACGCCUAUCAUUGACAAGCCUGUUAAGAAGAUGAUGCGUGUGCGUAACUCGCCGCAGUGUGCCAUUUGUGAGUAUGUGAUAAAGGAGGUUGAAGCAAUGCUCGAGGGUCAAACAUCUGAGCAAGAGAUUGUGCAGGUUGUGGAGAAGGUCUGCAACAUUUUGCCCUCCACACUCACAGCUCAGUGCAAGGACCUGAUUGAGGCCUAUGGACAGGCCAUCAUUGAGCUGCUCGUGCAGGAGGCCGACCCCAAAACCAUCUGCACAUUCCUCGGGCUCUGCACGGAGACGAGCCGCACCUUUAUCCCUGAAAUGGAGAAAGCCAAGUUUCAGAAUGGCGGUUUCUGUGACGUGUGUAAGAUGGCUGUGCGUUAUGUGGAUGGGAUCCUGGAGCAGAACGCCACUCAGGCAGAUAUUGAGGAUGCCGUGAGGAAGGUCUGCAAAUUCCUGCCUGAUGCAGUCAGAGAUGAGUGUGAUCAGCUCAUCCAGCAGUACGAACCUCUGCUGGUACAGCUGCUGCUCCAGGCACUCGACCCUGACUUCGUCUGCAUGAAGCUGGGAGCAUGUCCUGAGGCAGUGCAGAGGCUGCUGGGACUGGAGCAGUGCAGCUGGGGUCCUGCAUACUGGUGUAAGAAUGUGGAGACUGCUGCACGCUGUAAUGCUUUGGACCACUGCAGACGCCACGUGUGGAGUUAAAGGAGAGCGUUCCAGAAUCUUGGGGAAACUAAAGGAGAAUUGCUGUUGCACUGCUUUUCUGUUUUGAAAUCGAUACUUGGUUUUCAUUUUAAAAGUGACACAGAUUUAAAAUUGAAUGAUGUCACUGCCAAUUUAACAGCCUUUCAGGGGAAAAUGAUUUUUUUUUUUUUUUUUUGUGGGGGCAGGGGUUUGUAGGGAGGUAUGACUGGCAGGUAUAGCUACGUGUAUAUAGGUGAAUGGAAAUACUUGCACUGAACUUUUUUUUUUUUUAAAUGUUCUAUUAGUUGUACAAUGUUCCUUCAAAUAUGCACAUAGCAUUUGAGUCUUGGGAGGGAAAUUUAAAUGGAAAUAGCUAGUGCCUUUGACAGAUUAAGGGGUUUUAGACCUCCGAGAAUGAAGAUGAAAUGUAUUGGACUUGGGACCCCCUAAUAUCUCUGGCUCACUGUAACAAUGUAAACAAGCACCUGCAAGGCCAGUGUUGUGAUUUAAAACUUGAUUUUAAUAGUGACCUUUUGAUCCUAAUGGAAGUUAAUUCUUUAACUUUUGUCUUUAUUAAUGAGCUAAAGGGUAAAGUGAUGUUUAUAUUAAUUUGGCCCCUCUGAAUUCUUACCUUCAUGGCUAGAUCCUUCAGCUGCUUCCUAAAUGUUAGCAACACUUUCAGAUUUUAUCUUGUGCUUCACACUAUUCAGACUGAGUUGGUUUUUUUUUUUUUUUUAACAAUUGAAAUUAAACCUACCUAAACCUA
Myxocyprinus asiaticus (Chinese sucker) is the source of this 2425-nucleotide messenger RNA. Its product is annotated as prosaposin-like. Gene Ontology annotation, biological process: sphingolipid metabolic process. The transcript has 14 exons. NCBI's taxonomy places the organism in Eukaryota, Metazoa, Chordata, Actinopteri, Cypriniformes, Catostomidae. The record is from RefSeq and is a predicted model, not a curated record. Bases 106 to 1680 code for a protein of 524 amino acids. Gene Ontology annotation, cellular component: lysosome.